Lycium barbarum (goji berry) is the source of this 2074-nucleotide messenger RNA. RefSeq names its product putative UDP-glucuronate:xylan alpha-glucuronosyltransferase 5. Gene Ontology annotation, molecular function: glycosyltransferase activity. The coding region runs from base 2 to 1687 and encodes 561 amino acids. Gene Ontology annotation, biological process: xylan biosynthetic process. The transcript has 2 exons. NCBI's taxonomy places the organism in Eukaryota, Viridiplantae, Streptophyta, Magnoliopsida, Solanales, Solanaceae. The record is from RefSeq and is a predicted model, not a curated record.
AAUGGCAUCGUCAAAGCCUCCUCUAACAAAGCCAAAAUCCUUUAAAGCUCCUCUCAUAUUUCUCCCCAUAUUCCUCAUCUACCUAACUCUAACUUGCAAAUUAACACCAAAACAUCGUGAUGUUCCAAUCUCCCGCCUAGAAAAACCAACUAAUUUUAGACAAAACAAUAUUCUUUCCAUGCAAUAUGUCACCAAUAAACCGCAAUGGUUUCGACUUUUGCAAGACGAACUCAAGGACAAAUCAACACUAAAAAUUGGCCUCGUCAACCUUGAUGAUGUCUCGUUUUUAGACUACGUUGGAUUGCACGGGGCUGAAAAUAUAGAGACGUUCGACGUGAAAUUUCCUAAUGUUUCGGAUAAAAUUAAGUGGAAAGAUUUAUUCCCAGAAUGGAUUGAUGAAAACGAGGUAUCAGCCAAGCCUAUGUGCCCAGAAAUCCCAAUGCCAGUGUUAGAGGAUUACGAGGAACUGAAUGUGGUGGUUGCAAAGGUUCCAUGUAAACAUGUAGGGGUUGGUUCUAGGGAUGUUUUUAGGUUACAAGUUAACUUAGUGGUGGCUAACAUGUUGGUGAGAGGUGGUUGUUGGAACAAAAAACGUCCGGUUUACGCAGUGUUUAUAGGCGAUUGUGGACCGAUGUGGGAGAUUUUCCGAUGUGAAGACAUGUUGUUGCAUGAGGAGAAUUUAUGGGUUUAUAAGCCUGACCUGAAAAAGUUGAAGGAGAAAAUUCUUAUGCCUGUUGGUAGUUGUCAGCUUGCUCGUCCAUAUGCAGAACAAGGGCAAGAGGUACAAAGGAGUUAUUCGACAUUAAUACAGGACAAAACAAUGUUCCAUAAGCGAAGAGAAGCUUAUGUAACAGUACUCCAUUCCUCAGAAGCCUAUGUUUGUGGAGCAAUUGCAUUGGCACAAAGCAUUAUUCAAACCAACUCUACAAGAGACCUUGUCCUCCUAGCAGAUGACUCAAUUUCUCUAAAAUCCCUUCAUGGUCUCAGAGCAGCAGGCUGGAAAAUCAAGAAAAUCAAAAGAAUAAGAAGCCCACAUGCCCAAAAAAAAGCGUACAACGAAUGGAAUUACAGCAAGCUCCGGAUAUGGCAACUCAUAGAAUACGAUAAAGUCAUAUUCAUCGAUUCAGACUUCGUGGUUUUCAGGAACAUCGACCAAUUCUUUUCGUAUCCAGAACUAUCAGCUGCUGGAAAUGAUGGGUACAUUUUCAAUUCAGGCGUUAUGAUCAUAGAACCAUCAAAAUGCAAGUUCCAAAAUUUAAUGAACAAAAGGUUUGAGGUAGGUUCAUAUAACGGAGGCGAUCAAGGCUUUUUAAAUGAAAUGUUCGUGUGGUGGCAUAGGUGGCCUACUAAAUUAAAUACUCUCAACAUUUUUGGAAAUUCGAGUUAUCGUGACCUACCUGAUGAUUCAUAUUCUGUACAUUAUUUGGGAUUGAAGCCAUGGGCGUGUUACGAAGAUUAUGAUUGUAAUUGGGACAAGAUGGAAUCUCAAAUUUUUGCUAGUGAUUCAGCUCAUAAGAGGUGGUGGAAAGUGUACAAGAAAAUGCCUUUGGAACUUAGGCAAUAUUGUGCAUUGACACCAGAAAUGGAUGCAAGGAUAAUAAAGUGGAGGAGAAGAGCUAAGAAAGCUAAUUUUUCAGAUGGGCAUUGGAGAAUUCAAGUGAAAGAUCCAAGAAGACUUUCCUAUUGAUGUUUAUUUGAUUAAACUAACAAGAUGUCCAAAUCAUGUAUACUAACAAUUUUCCUUCUUUUUUUUUUUGAUUUAUUUUUUAUUUUUCCUGGCUGAGAUGUAGUAGACAUAUGGCUUGCUACAUUUUGAGCUAAUCUAGCAAUAACACUUCCAGAGAAUGUACCAAUGUAUAUUGUGAUUUUUCCUUCUUAAAAAAAAUAUUUCUGUGUAGAAGUACACUGGGUAUUGACUUUCAAAGUUUAUGGCACUUGAAAUAGAAAUUAUGUUGAAAUUGAUCUUACUUGCGCAAAUCCAUUAAAUCAUUGCUCUUUUAAGAAAGCGAAUAUAGUACAAUCCAAAUUAGCCAUAUACACACAACAUCUAUGAUCGCCCCUUUGCUUUUGUCAA